CCCGCCCGGAGGCGGCCGCGCGAACUGCAGAGCUGGAGGCGCAGGGCAGCAGGCGAGCGCCCCGGGGCCCCCGAGCCCGGCGCGCCAUGGCGGGCGCCCGGCGAGCGCGCAGCCCCGCGGCCGCUGGUUAGCCCGGCCGGGCGGCCACUGCUGCCUCACUCCUUCCUCGGCGUCCCGGGCCUCAGAGCCGCUGUGAGGAGGAUGAGUCCCUGGAGCUGGUUCCUGCUGCCGACCCUCUGCCUCCUGCCCACGAGCGCAGCCCCUCGGCGCGGCGCGCCCGCCUCCGCCAACUGCGAGCUCAAGCCCCAACAAAGUGAGUUGAAUUCCUUCUUGUGGACCAUAAAACGAGACCCACCAUCUUACUUCUUUGGCACGAUCCACGUCCCAUACACCCGGGUUUGGGACUUCAUCCCGGACAACUCCAAGGAGGCUUUCCAGCAGAGCAGCAUUGUGUACUUCGAGCUGGACCUCACGGACCCCUACACUAUCUCGGCUCUCACCAGCUGUCAGAUGCUGCCGCAGGGCGAGAACCUCCAGGAUGUGCUCCCCAGGGACAUCUACUGCCGCCUCAAGCGCCACCUAGAGUAUGUCAAGCUCAUGAUGCCCUCGUGGAUGACCCCAGACCAGCGCGGUAAGGGUCUCUAUGCCGACUACCUCUUCAAUGCCAUCGCGGGGAACUGGGAGCGGAAGAGGCCGGUCUGGGUGAUGCUCAUGGUCAACUCUCUGACCGAAGUGGACAUUAAGUCCCGUGGGGUGCCCGUCUUAGACCUGUACCUUGCCCAGGAGGCUGAGAGGCUGAGGAAGCAGACUGGGGCGGUGGAAAAGGUGGAAGAGCAGUGCCAUCCACUGAAUGGGCUGAACUUUUCACAGGUCAUCUUUGCUUUGAACCAGACCCUCCUGCAGCAGGAGAGCCUGCGAGCGGGCAGCCUCCGGAUCCCCUACACGACAGAGGAUCUCAUCAAACACUAUAACUGCGGGGACCUCAGCUCAGUCAUCCUCAGCCAUGACAGCUCCCAGGUUCCCAAUUUUAUUAAUGCCACGCUCCCACCUCAGGAGCUCAUCACUGCUCAAGAGAUCGACAGCUACUUCCGCCAGGAGCUUAUCUACAAGCGGAAUGAGAGGAUGGGGAAGCGAGUGAAGGCUCUUCUGGAGGAGUUCCCUGACAAAGGCUUUUUCUUUGCCUUUGGAGCUGGUCAUUUCAUGGGCAACAACACGGUGCUCGAUGUUUUGCGGCGCGAAGGCUAUGAGGUGGAACACGCCCCCGCUGGACGACCCAUCCACAGAGAGAAGAGUGACAGUCCCUCAUCUCCCUCGACGCAGCCUGCCUCCUCUGCCAUCUUUGCUCCGGAAGUGCCCGCCCCGGAAGCGCUGGUACUGGAAGCUGGGUCUGCUGUGCACUCGCUGUUGCCAACCCAUGUGUCCCUGCCCGGAAGUGCCGACCUGCCGGUGGAGGCUGAGCGGAAGUUCCGGAAAAAGCGGAGGCGGCCGCAGCGCAGGCAGCAGUUCAGGCAGUUCAGUGACCUGUGGGUCCGACUGGAUGAGAGUGCUGUGGUCCCACAACUCCAGGUCCCCGUUGUGGACAGGCACAUCACUGCCGAGCUGCGGCUCCCUCGCCAUGGGCCUUCCCGCCACAGCCAGAUGGUGGCCAGCAGUGCCUGCCUGUCUCUCUGGACUCCUGUGUUCUGGGUGCUGGUGCUGGCUUUCCAAACAGAGACGCCCCUUCUGUAACAACUAGAGAAGCCAGGCCAAGACCCUGACCCCUUGGACUUGAAGGAGAGCCAUUCCUGUACUCCACACUCAGGUUUGGCCUUGACAGGCCCAACCCAGGAGAAGAGACUCAGAAUAAAAGCCAGUGUGGAUUCUUCUCUUUCCCAGGAAUGCCUUUGGGUUAUUCAACAAUGUUUGGGAUGCCAAGAAUUAUUUAUUACCUGGAACUCUGGUCCGGACAGAAGAAACAAGUUCUUGGACAAUUUCAUCAUUGCUUUUCCCCUCUCCACCAGAAGACGACCUU
This is a messenger RNA of Equus quagga, 2011 nucleotides long. RefSeq names its product TraB domain containing 2A (gene TRABD2A). Gene Ontology annotation, biological process: negative regulation of Wnt signaling pathway. The coding region runs from base 202 to 1728 and encodes 508 amino acids. NCBI's taxonomy places the organism in Eukaryota, Metazoa, Chordata, Mammalia, Perissodactyla, Equidae. Gene Ontology annotation, cellular component: membrane. Gene Ontology annotation, molecular function: metalloendopeptidase activity. The record is from RefSeq and is a predicted model, not a curated record. The transcript is spliced from 8 exons.